AUGACGUUGGUGGGGAGUUUCAACCUUUAUGAAGGCGGUCUCCACAUUACCCCCCCCAUUUUCGAGGCUUCUUCUUGUUUGCAAGGCAAGAGAAGUCUUCUUAGGGUAACCGGAACCCGACCGGCUGGUGGCGAGUAGAACCACCUUUUUUCCAACAAUCUUCUGUGCGUGUGUGCGGGUGAACCACAUCCGCCACGCCUUGCCAGAAGUUUCGAGUUCGAUAGACAGCAGUGCAUCGUUUCUUCACGGCCCACUCACCGUUUUUCUUUUUCCGUACUCCGGAAGAAAAUUAGAUGAGCAGCGGGUUUUGGACCCGUGUCUUUUGCAACCAAAAGCAGCCACCUGACAUCUCUUGUCGACGCCUUUGUGGAAAAGAGGGUUU
This is a messenger RNA of Ectocarpus sp. CCAP 1310/34, 382 nucleotides long. Lineage: Eukaryota; Phaeophyceae; Ectocarpales; Ectocarpaceae. The record is from the annotation of a GenBank genome assembly.